AUGAACAAUAUAUUUCAUGGAAAUGACGAUGACUGUGCCAACGAAGACGCUGUGGGUUUUCAAAAAAUUUCUUUGAGAAGUCCCUUCAGUAAGAAAAAGAACAUAUUCAAAAAUGUUCAGACCUUUUUUAAGUCCAAAAGCAAACACUUGCAUAUCGAUAAUGAUUUGACCAAUAAAGACCAUCUUACCUUAAACAAAUCUCCAUUGUUAACAAAAUAUAGGAGUAAUGAAAUUGAUAUUCCUUCACCAAAUAUAAAGCAAUUUGGCCAUCGCGAUGAGUUAGAUGAAAGUAAAGAUGAUGAUCUAGUUCUAAGCAUGCAUUUUGCUUCUCAAACUUUACAAAGUCCCACUAGAAACUCAUCAAGAAGAUCUUUGACCAACACUAGGGAAAAUGACCUUUUAAGUCGAAUCAAGUACCCUGGCAGUCCCCAGACGUCUAGCUCUUUUUCAAGAUCAAGGUCGUUGUCGAGAAAAGCGAGCAUGAAUAGCAGUAGCAAUUCAAGCAGGAGAGUGCAAAGGCAAGAUGGGAAAGUUCCAAGGUCAUCAAGAAAAAGUUCACAGAGAUUUUCACACAUUUCUCAAAAUAAUUUGAAUUUCACUUCUGCGUCGUCCAGUCCACUAGCUCCUAAUUCGACAGGGUUAAAAUGUUUCGAAUCAUGCCUAGCCAAAGCACAAAUACCAUAUUACUAUGAUGACCGGAACUCAAAUGACUUUUUCCCCCGAAUCUCUCCAGAAACAUUGAAAAAUAUUCUGCAGAAUAAUAUGUGCCACCCGUUUUAUAGUUCGUGUUGCAUUAUAGAUUGCCGGUUUGAAUACGAAUAUGUUGGCGGCCACAUCAUAAACUCCGUUAAUGUACACUCGAGAGAUGAUAUAGAGAACGAAUUUAUCCACAAAGUCUUGCACAGUGAUACUAGCAACAAUAAUAAUCUACCAACUCUGCUAAUCAUCCAUUGUGAAUUUAGUUCCCAUCGGGGACCUUCGUUGGCGUCCCAUUUGAGAAACUGCGAUCGUAUAAUAAAUCAGGAUCAUUAUCCCAAAUUGUUCUACCCCGAUAUAUUAAUAUUGGAUGGCGGAUACAAAGCCGUUUUUGACAAUUUUCCUGAAUUAUGUUAUCCACGCCAGUACGUAGGGAUGAACUCACAAGAAAAUUUGCUGAAUUGCGAACAAGAAAUGGAUAAGUUUAGGAGGGAAUCCAAAAGGUUCGCUACGAAAAAUAAUUCCUUUAAAAAAUUAGCUUCUCCUUCAAAUCCCAACUUUUUCUAUAGAGAUAGUCAUCAAUCUUCAACAACAAUGGCAUCUUCUGCGCUAUCAUUCAAAUUCGAGCCGCCUCCGAAACUAUCGUUAAACCACAGAAGAAUUUCUAGUGGUUCAUCAUUAAAUUUGAGUGAAAGUACAGGAGACGAGAAUUUCUUUCCCAUCUUAAGUAAAUCAUCCAUGAGCAGUAACAGUAAUUUAAGCACUUCACAUAUGUUACUAAUGGAUGGACUGGAUACCCCAUCUUGUUUUAGUUUCGAAGAUGAAAGAGGCAAUGACGAGCGAGGAAGUAAAGAUGAAGAGCAAGACGGAGAUUUUACUUUUGUUGCUUCAGAUCGAGAAGAUUUACCCAGGCCUGCAAGAAGAUCGUUAUUCUCGUCCCUAGAGGACGAAGAUAAAAACUAA
Molecule: messenger RNA, 1659 nt
Organism: Saccharomyces paradoxus
Lineage: Eukaryota; Fungi; Ascomycota; Saccharomycetes; Saccharomycetales; Saccharomycetaceae
Gene: MIH1
Product: putative tyrosine protein phosphatase MIH1
Exons: 1
Coding region: 1-1659 (552 amino acids)
Biological process (GO): protein dephosphorylation; positive regulation of G2/MI transition of meiotic cell cycle; positive regulation of G2/M transition of mitotic cell cycle
Cellular component (GO): cytoplasm; nucleus
Molecular function (GO): protein tyrosine phosphatase activity
Source: RefSeq, a predicted model, not a curated record